ACCCGCCAUAGAUGCGGAAACGGAACCAGUCUACUUUUUUGAAACGAUAACUUUUCAAAUAACUAUCAGUAAAUUGACGGCGUUUAUCAUCGGAUUGUCCGACGGACUUGGCCAAUAAAAUGAAACCUACGCGCGGUAAAACGCCAAGGAAAGCUCCAAAAAAGAGCAAGCCAACAGAUCCUGUCGAGGUUUAUUGCCGGCUAAGACCGAUUCACGAAAGCAUUCCUCGAUGCUGUCGAUUCAUAUCAGAAGAAAUUCUACAACUUACUCCAAGUGAAAAUGCUAUAGCUAGAAAUGGCGAUACGAAAGAGACUCAGUAUUCUUUUAGCCGUGUAUUCGAUGAAUAUACCGGUCAGAAAUCCAUUUUCGAUUACGUUGCUCUACCUUUGGUUGACGAUGUCAUACAUGGAAAAAAUGCACUACUUUUUGCUUAUGGAGUCACAUCAUCUGGAAAAACUUACACAAUGGAUGGAAUUUCGUCUGAGCAAGGCAUUUUACCUAACUGUCUUGAUGUAAUUUUUAACUCAAUUGGUCAUUUACAAGCAAAACGAUAUGUAUUUAGGCCUGAUAAAAUGAAUGGAUUUGAUGUGCAAUCCGAGGCAGAUGCAAUGAUGGAAAGACAACAAAGAGAUAUUUUACCAAAGAUAUCACAAAAAAAUAAAGAAACUAUGAGUGAUCACAUGAAAAACAAUAAUAGAGAUAAAAACAUGACUAAAAUAGCCGAAGUUGAUGAGGACAAUGUGUAUGCAGUAUUUGUAUCUUAUAUAGAGCUGUAUAACAACUAUGUGUAUGAUCUUUUGGAAGAACAAACUUAUGAUCCAAUUACUGGUUUUAGACCUCCUCAAAGCAAGGUUCUCAGAGAAGAUGCCGAUCAUAAUAUGUAUGUGUCUGGAUGUGUUGAAGUACUAGUAAAUAGUGCUGUGGAGGCAUUCGAUGUUUUAGAACGCGGAAAGAAACGCAGAAGAGUUGCUCAUACUCAAUUAAAUGCGGAAUCUAGUAGAAGUCACAGUGUUUUUAACAUUAGAAUUGUUCAAAGUCCCUUGGAUCCAACUGGGCGUGAGGCUAUUCAAGAUAAAAGUCAAAUUGCCACCAGUCAAUUAUCAUUAGUUGAUUUGGCUGGUAGUGAAAGAACAGCUCGAACUGGAAAUCAAGGAGAUCGUUUAAAAGAAGCUAGUCUCAUAAAUCAAUCUCUUAUGACAUUAAGAAUUUGUAUGGAAAAACUUAGAGAAAAUCAGCUGAAUGAUUCGAAACAAAUGGUGCCGUAUCGUGAUUCAAAAUUGACACAUCUUUUUAAAAACUACUUUGACGGUGAAGGUAAAGUGAGAAUGGUUGUCUGCGUAAAUCCAGACGUACAGGAUUAUGACGAGAUAUUGCAAGUUAUGAGGUUUGCUCAAACCGCUAAAGACGUUCAAAUAACAAGACCAGAACAAGUUAAAUUUAACGUACACACGCCUGGACGCAGAAAGUUGGGACAAUUACCAUCGGACGAAGGGACAUCAACAGAGACUCUUACCUCCAGUAGCUCUACUCAAUCAAUUAAUCCUCCUCCAUUGGUACCUUGCAUGAAAAUGGCUGAUAUUCGCGAUUCAGCGACGAACAAAGAACUGAUAAUGAUCUUAAAAGCCAGUCGCAAAUGGUUUAACCAAUGUACAAUGUCUGUAGAUAUUGGAAGAUCUCAUUUUAGAGAUAGAUUAAGCAAGCUGGAAAGUCGUCAUGCAGACUUGGUUGAAACGAAAGAAAAUAAUCAUUCUAGGAUGGCAACAAAAGAAGCCCAACUGAAGAAAUUUGAACAACGAAUGAAAAAAAUGAAGGAAAAUAACGCUGCUCUUCAACAUCAAAAUGCACAAUUGGCUCAAGAGAAGAGAGAAGCAGAAAAUGAGCGAAAAAAAAAGAGGAAAAAAGAAACAAGUACAGAGUAUAAGCGAUCCAAAUCAGCUGGAAACAAAAAUCGUAGCAGUUUCUUCAAACCUCUAUAUAGAAGUUAUAGCGAUACAGGAUUAGAUGACGAAAACUGGAACAGCAGUACAUCAUAUCAAGAAAGACAAGAGAAAUUUUCAAGUUAUAAUAAAUAUCUAUCUACGGAAGAAGAAACUACGUCUGAAAGUUUUAGAACUAGAAGAAAAACUAGUAGUGUUCAUUAUUCCAGCUAUACGCCUAGAAUGUUUAGUCCGAUUGACUCUGAUAUUUCCGAUACCGAUAGAGAAAAUUUGAUUAACUAUAGAAAAGAAGUAAAAAUGUCUCAAAAGAGAAGAAAAAAUAUUGGAAAUCCAACUCCUUUAAAAGGUAAACUGAGUGAGGAUGAAAUAAAUGAUUCCUCUGAAACAGUACUUUAUAGAAUGGCUAGCGAAAGCGAUUAUGAUAUUCGAAAAACUUCACUGAGGUCUCGAAGAGAUUUAUUUGAGGUGGAAAAAGAAAAGAGGAAAAGUAGUAAUAGAACCAGAAAGGUUAAAAAGAGAUCGGAAAUUAUCGGAGAAUCGGAUCAUGUAAAAGAAUAUGAGCACUUUAGAGAGUCUGAACAAUCAAAAGAAUCGGAAUUUUCCAAAGAUUCUGAGAUUUCAAGAGAUUCCAAUUUGUCAGAAGACUCACAAGUUAUGGGAGAGGUGGGACGUUCAAGAAAGUCUGGACGUAAAAAGAAAUCGCAGCGUUCUAGACGUACCAAACAAUCAGAACGUUCAAGACACUUGGAGCGAACAAGACAGUCAGGGCGAACAAAGCAAACAGAGCGUAAUAGAGAGUUUAGGCGUACGAGACAGUCGGAACAUGCUAGAGAUUCCGAAAGUUUAGGAGAGUGUGACAGUACAGAAGAGUCACAUAAUAUAAGACAGAGAGGAGAUCGAGGUGCAGCAGGAUUUAUGAGAGAGUCAGUUGAUAGGAGGGAAUCAGGGCGUAUGAGAGAGUUAGCAGGUGCAAGAGAGGGCGGACGUAUGAAAGAAUCGGGAUAUAUAAGAGAUUCAGGAGACACAAGGGAAGGAAGACGUAUGAAAGAGUCGGAAUAUAUAAGAGAUUCAGGAGAUACAGGGGAAGGAGGAUGUAUAGAAGAGUCGGGAUAUAAAAGAGAUUCAGGAAAUACAAGGGAAGGAGGACGUAUGAAAGAAUCGGGUUGUACAAGAGAGUCAGGAGAUAAGAAAGAAUCAAGACAUUCGAGAGGGUCAGGUGGUAGGAGAGUUACAAGAGGGCAGAAAGGCAAGACAGAUUUAGAGGAGAGAAGGGAGUUAUCUGGCAACAAAGAAUCAGGAGAAAGGAAAAAAUCAGGAACUAGAAAAGAACGGAGAGGUAGAAAAGAAACAGGAAAUUUUAAGCAAUCGGUGAUCACAAAAGAAGAUCUCGCUCUCAGUGAGUUUGAAGAUAUGGAUGGAACAGUAAUGAAAGCAACAGGUUGUGUUCGUGGGGUGGGUGUAAUGCAAGAAGCAAGAUGUGUAAAGGAAACUGGUGUAAUUAAAGAAGCGGGUGGUCUGAAAGGAAAGGGAGCAAAAAGAGAUAUAUCUGAUUUAAGGGAAACAAGAUCAGCUAGAGGAUUGAGAGCCAUGAAAGAAACAGAUACAGAGAGCGUUACUAGUACUACUAGUGUUCAUGAGCUUAAAAAGCAUUUUGAAACGAAAGGGUAUUGUAAACCGACUAAAGCCACUACACUUAAAAAAAAAGAUCAAACACGAAUUAAGAGUAAGUUAAGACAAGUCAUCGAAAAUGAAUCAUCGAAUGUCGACUAUACACCAAACGUUAAACCAUCACAUUGGAGAAUGAAGAAGGAAGUACCUAGAUCUGCACCACAUAUCAAUCCAGCUAGGUCAGAACCAGAUUUGACUGGAUCCACCAGAUUGCAUAGAUAUCCUGUUGCGACCCCUUCGCGGCAUGCAAGAUCUCCUCCUCCAACGAAACCAAAACCACCAAGUGGUAGUGUAAGUAGGAUGCAUCGUAGGUCUAAAUCUACAGAUACAUGGAUAGACCAUAAACCAGCGUGUAUUGUCGAAACUACAACGGUUAUGCAACCUGUUAUCAAAAAGAGAAAAUCUGUUACAAAUUUAUCCGAAAAAGAUCUCAAAGCAGAUAAAUAUGCCCUAACCCACCAAGAUCUUGACUCUGAUGGCGAUAUAAGAACGAAAUUAGUAAAGGGUGAUAUUGUUCGUACUCGUUCCGGUGGAAAGGCGGUUGUUUUCAAUGAAGUUGAAAAUAUUACUCAAAAAUCACCCGGUAAUCGUAAACGUCGAUCAAAUCAAGAAGAGAAUCAAGGAAUUGUCGACAUCCAAGAUUUGGAAGAUAGAUGCCAUAUCGGUAUAGAGGGACACGAUAUGCGUAGAAAGAGAUCGAAAGCCUCGCAAGUUUAAGUUUUCAAGUCUUAUACCCUACAUGCUGAUUUUUUUUCCUUCUACAUUUUUUUCUCCUUCUCUUUGGCUAUUUUUUAUUAUUAUUAGAAUUAGUCCUUUUUUCUGUGGCUUUUUUCUUACUUUUUUUGUUCAGAGGUUAAUUUUUCUUUUAUACCUCAUCUACUAUAGUUUUGAUUUAAGAACAACUCCAUUCAGUCAUCUUUUUGUCAACGAAUGAACAUAUUCAAUCAACUUUAAAAGUUAAAAAAUGCAAUUCUUAGUCAUUUAUUAAACAAAACGUAUUUUUAUUGAAGUUGAUCAUGCAUUUUCCAAAUUCUGGACGUUUCCGAAGAUAUCAAAAUAAUCACUUUCUCCAUAUCAAAAAAAACAUAUCUAAUUGAGUACAGAAAUGAUGUAAUAAUUUUAUUGAUCAUUAUUUAUUGUUUGUUUUGUACUGAUAACUGCGUUCCUUGUUGUAAUAGAAGAGGAGAAAUUAAAAUUACUAAACAUAUUAGAUAAAACAAGUGCUUUGUGUUAUAUUGUUAGGAAUUUGUAUUACAUAACUUGUAGAAUAUCUUUAUUUUUCACUUCCGUAAACAUAUUAUAUGCGAAAUACUAAGUUUAGGUUUAGUACAUCAAGACAAAUAGUUUUUUUCUGGUAUUCACAUCCACUUUUAUCCACAGUCCAUUUAGUAAAUUAAGAAAAAUUUUCUCAUUACGAUCGCAGAGAGCGGAAAGCUUUCUUAAGAUAAUUUAAACUUCACUAUGAGAAUGCGUCUGCAAAGAGACGAAGUUUGGCCUUGAGCUAAACGAAGAAAAAAAUAGUCUAUUGUCAAGAAGAUCCAAUAUAUAAGAGUCGUUUUGCCUUUAAUAUCAAUAACAGGAUAUGUACUGUUUUCUAUGGGCUAUUUACACAUAACAUUUGUCAUCUAAAUCGGAUCAAUGAGCUAUUAUUGCAGAAGAAAGUAAACUUUUCUUAUUAAUUAAAUAUGUAUUAACAACUUUUUUCGAGAAGAAAGCUACGUUUAAAACUACAUGAGAAACAUUUAACUCUAAAUGCCAUUGGUUAUAAGAGAUACAAACAAAACGUACCUCCUAAAGUUUUAUACAUUUAUUACUAUCAUUGCGUGACAUAAACUUUUUAUAGUGUAGUUAUAUAUAGCAGGUAAGAUUUUUCCUGGAACUAAUUUACUCCUAUUAAGUAUUAAAUUCUCCAGUAUAAAGUAACAAUUUCUUUUAGGUGAAAGAUAUAUUAUAUAUAAAUAUUAUAUAUUAACAUCAAAUCUGUAAUCGAUAUGUUUUUUUUUUCAGUGAUAUUUCGAUUAGUCGUUUAGUUUUAAAGGCGUAAUAUCGUACAACAUUCUACGUUGAUUGGUUGAAACUUCGAACCAAUGUUAAAGCUAUGUAACUUCGGACUCGCUUUCAAUAAACUAGAAAUAUAUUCAACAUGUAUAUCUUCAAUUACAAGAUAUUAAAUAUAUUAACUAUACUUUUACUUUAAUGCUAGGAUAGGAAUUUGGUUACUUGAUUAACCAACAGGGCUUUUGAACUAUUCUCCGUAUAAGGAAAGCUAUAACGCACAUCAUUCUUCAUCUCUCGUCGGAGGCAUUUUUCAAAUUAAAAUAUUUCUGUUAUCUUCGAUUAUAGAACUCUCACUUUCGUAUUUUUAUAGAAUUCCGAAAUAUUAAUAUUUUAACGAAAUAUCUAGAGAGUCUUUGUUCUUUUUUUUUACUGUUAUAUUCUUUUUGAUCUUUCUAUUUUAGACUUUGAAU
Molecule: messenger RNA, 6073 nt
Organism: Dimorphilus gyrociliatus
Lineage: Eukaryota; Metazoa; Annelida; Polychaeta; Dinophilidae
Source: the annotation of a GenBank genome assembly